Wickerhamiella sorbophila is the source of this 1200-nucleotide messenger RNA. RefSeq names its product Vacuolar aminopeptidase 1. The coding region runs from base 1 to 1200 and encodes 399 amino acids. NCBI's taxonomy places the organism in Eukaryota, Fungi, Ascomycota, Dipodascomycetes, Dipodascales, Trichomonascaceae. Gene Ontology annotation, cellular component: fungal-type vacuole. The transcript is spliced from 2 exons. Gene Ontology annotation, molecular function: metalloaminopeptidase activity; zinc ion binding. The record is from RefSeq and is a predicted model, not a curated record. Gene Ontology annotation, biological process: proteolysis.
AUGGACUUUUGCCGGUUCAUGGAUGAGCACCCCACGGUGUAUCACUUUGUGGAGGGGCUGAGACAUAAACUGGAUGCCGCGGGAUUCAAUGAGAUCACCGAACGUGAUCUCGCUCGCAUCAGACGCGGCGGCAGGUACUAUCUGACCCGCAACGGCACUAGUCUCGUAGCGUUCGUCGUGGGGUUGGACUUUAUUCCUGGCCCGGACGGGGCUAAUGUGGUUGCCACUCAUGUCGAUGCAAACCGGUUGACAUUGAAGCCCUCCUCAAUCGCCAGCUCAGUUAUGGGGUACCUUCAAUUCGCCACCGCGCCGUACGCAGACGGCGCCAAUGCCAGUUGGAUGGAUCGCGAUUUAGGGCUCGGCGGACGAGUGGUGGUAAAGCAGAACGGCGCAAUUGCCUCUAAAUUAGUCCGUCUGCCUGGUGUGAUUGGUUCGCUGCCGACUCUCGCUCCGCACUUUGGUGCCAUGCCGGCCAACCUCGAGCAAAAGCCAGUGGUUGCAAGCAGCGGGACAGAGCCUGAGGCUACCGAUGAAGAAAAGCAUGCUCCACUAUACGGCAAGCACUCUUUGCGACUGCUGAGGGCUGUUGCAAAGGAGGCUGGCUGCAAGGUCAACCAGAUUCUCGAGUGGGAUAUGGAGUUUUUCUCUGCCGAACACGCUAAAAUCGGCGGACUGGACAAAGACUUGAUUUAUUGCUCUCGUAUGGACGACAAGUUGUGCUCAUAUGCGGCUAUUGAUGCUCUAUUAGCAGCACCCGAAGCAGCACACGUGUUGCAGAUUGCCGCCCUCUACGACAAUGAGGAAAUCGGGUCAGAGACCCGCCAGGGUGCCAAGGGUAAUCUGCUCGACGUUGCGUUGACUGCGGUUUUUGACUCGCUCAAUGCAACCAUUGACGAGCGGCGCCAAACAAUUGCAAACUCGUAUCUGGUUAGUGCAGAUGUUACGCAUGCCGGGAACCCCAACUACGCCGACGCCUAUCUUGAACACCACGUUCCUCUCCUAAACACCGGCGUUGCCGUCAAGCGGCUUGGUCGGUUUGCAGGAUCAGGCGUAGAUGCCGGCGUUGCCCAGCUCAUUGCUGCACGCUGCCACCAGAAACUUCAAUAUUUCGCCCCGCGCAAUGAUACGCGCACGGGCGGGACCAUUGGUCCCAUGCUGGCCGCCUAUACAGGGAUCCCAACCGUAGACAUGUCACAUUAG